Erpetoichthys calabaricus (reedfish) is the source of this 1301-nucleotide messenger RNA. Its product is annotated as mitochondria-eating protein-like. The record is from RefSeq and is a predicted model, not a curated record. The coding region runs from base 63 to 1301 and encodes 412 amino acids. Gene Ontology annotation, biological process: mitophagy by internal vacuole formation; mitochondrial protein catabolic process. Gene Ontology annotation, cellular component: mitochondrial outer membrane. The transcript is spliced from 9 exons. NCBI's taxonomy places the organism in Eukaryota, Metazoa, Chordata, Cladistia, Polypteriformes, Polypteridae.
CAGCACCAUCGCCGCGGUACGGAGCUGUUUAGUAAGGGUGAGUGAUUGGAGAGGGGGAGGAGAUGGCCGACUCGCUGAGAAGACUGGUGAACACUUGCACGUACAGCGUCCUACAAGACAAACUCGAGAGCUGGUACCAGGAUUACCAUCUUAGCUCAUGUGACCAGAACCUUAACCGCUGCUGUGAAAUUCUGGAGUUGACUUCUAAUGUUCAGGGACAGCUUUUUGGAAUAUUAAAUUUAACUGCCAAAGAAGGUGGCCAUUUUGCUGGAGUUGAUACACUUAAAUCACGUUUCUUACCAUGGCUGGGAUCUUGUUUUACCAUUACUACUUCAGGAGUUACGAGUGAUACCAGUUUCAGUCUUAUUCAAGAGUCUAAAGAGAAGGACAUAAAAAUAAGAGAGCUUUCAAUCUCUCAUGACAAAGAAAUGAAAAGAAUGGAGACGCAGCUAAACAUAGCACGUUCACAACUGGAGACGAUUAAACAAGAAUUUAGAGAUGCACAGAUCGACCUAGAUGAAACCAGAAACAAAUCUGCAACAGCCCUUCUAGCGACUGAAGAUGACAUCAUUAAGUUGAAAGCAGAUUUAAAUGCAUCCCAAGAAGAGGCUGAAAUGUACAAAAGGAAGCUAGAUAUUCUAGAUGAUUAUGAGAGACGAGUAAGAAUGCUGAAAAAUGAAAUAGCCACCCUGUCCGCAGAAAAAUCUUAUAUUCAGGAAAGGAGUGGCAGAAGCCAAUCAACUAGCCCCUUGACAUGUCGGAGUCGAUCUCCAAGCCCACUUCCAUACCACAGGAAUGAAUCUCCAUCCUACAAAAGACUAUCUAAUGCUACCCGGCAGUCAUGGUUAAUUAGCCGCUUCAAUGUCAUUUAUGAAAGUGAUCGAUUGGAUGCACAAAGUCUAUUGAGGCAGUAUAUCAAUAAUGUCGAGCUGGUGCAGAGGAUCGUUUUUACUGCCACAGUGGAAUCCUUCCAUUCUGCAAAGAUAGCCUUUAGGAAAUUCAAGUUGCGAGUCAGAAAGACCCUCGCUCCUUCUCAUAUAGGACCAGAAUCCUUGGAUAGUGCUGUGAUGGACUACAUUAUCCGAAAUAUAGAUCUGUAUGAUGUCCAGUCAAGUGUCAAUGAUAUUAUCCAUGCUAUGGAUGUAAAUCCAAAAAUUUCCUUCCCACCAGAAGUCGAUUACAACCUCAUCAAUAACUUCAUCCGAGAAGUUUGUCUCUUGGCCUUCUCAAUGCAGUCUCUUGAUCCUCCUCUAGACAUUGCAUUCUCAACUGAUGGCGAGCUAUUCAGUGAGCACAAGUAA